Salvelinus namaycush (lake trout) is the source of this 2739-nucleotide messenger RNA. RefSeq names its product patched domain containing 3a (gene ptchd3a). NCBI's taxonomy places the organism in Eukaryota, Metazoa, Chordata, Actinopteri, Salmoniformes, Salmonidae. The coding region runs from base 1 to 2739 and encodes 912 amino acids. The record is from RefSeq and is a predicted model, not a curated record. Gene Ontology annotation, cellular component: membrane. The transcript has 5 exons.
AUGGCUGGGUGUCGGACAGACUGCGUUGAGAAGCCAUUCUCCAUUGGAUUUCAGAAAUUCGGCCGUUUCGUGGGAAAGCAUCCUUGGUGGUUCUUUAUCUGCCCUCUGGUCAUCUCUACGGCGCUCGGGACUGGGUUUUAUUUUCUUGAGGACAUGGAGGCCAACAACAUUGAGGACCAAUUUACACCAGUAAACGGACCCGCAAAACUUGAGAGGAAAUUUGUAGAAGAGAACUUUCCGCUGAAUAACUCGGUGUAUUCAAACCAGAGACUGUACACCAUGGGGGAAUUUGCAUCCUUCAUAGCUGUCUCAAGAGAUCCCAACAUCUUCACCGAUGGAGCCAUCAAAGAAAUAUUAAGUUUAGACAAGAAGGUCCGGGAAAUAAAACAUUCGAGAGGUCAUGAACAGCUUACAUAUGAAGGACUUUGCGCCAGAAAAUCCAAUAAAUGUAUUCCCAAUAAAAUAUUAGAUAUCAUGAAUCAUUAUGGUAGCAACAUUGACCAGACUGAACUCACCUUUCCAUUUUUCCGUUUUGGAUUCACAACAAUAUUUCUAGGAUAUUCUGUCGGUGGAGUUAAUGUAAGCUCAACAGUCAUAAAGAGUGCGAAAGCAAUACGACUUUUUUAUUCUCUGAAAGAAGGUAACCGCUCUACAACAGAUCUGUGGCUAAACGAAUUCCUCAAGGUUUUCCCCUCCAACCAGUCACUGAAUUUCAUCACGGUUACACAUUCUACAUCACUGUCUAGGCAGGUGGAAUUCGAGGCCAACACCAGGGACGUUAUCCCCUUGUUUUCCAUCACAUAUGUUAUCGCCAUAGUCUUUUCCAUUGUGUCUUGCUUAAGGUUUGAUUGUGUGAGGAACAAGGUAUGGGUGGCCACCUUUGGAGUAUUAUCUGCAGGGCUUGCUGUGCUGUCUGCCUUCGGGAUGAUGCUGCAUAUUGGAGUGCCUUUUGUAAUGACUGUGGCUAACUCCCCCUUCUUGAUAUUGGGUAUUGGUGUUGAUGACAUGUUCAUCCUCAUAUCCUGCUGGCAGCAGACCAACGUUCACGCCCGGGUGGAAGACCGCUUAGCAGACACAUACAAGGAGGCGGCCAUUUCCAUUACCAUCACCACCCUGACGGAUGUGUUAGCCUUCUACAUCGGGCUCAUGACUCCAUUCCGCUCUGUGCAAUCCUUCUGCCUGUACACCAGCACGGCCAUCUUGUUCUGCUUCCUUUACAGCAUCACCUUCUUCGGGGCGUUCCUCGUACUGAAUGGGAGGCGUGAGAACAGCAACAAGCACUGGCUGACGUGCAAGGAGGUCCCAGAGGAUUGCCCCGUGGGUCGCUCAAAAUGGUACGACCUGUGCUGUGUGGGAGGAGCUUACGACCGCCAUACUGGAGCAGAGGAAGUACAGCCCAUGAAUCACUUUUUUAAGAAGCACUACGGCCCUUUUCUGGUAAAGCCCUGGACCAAGGUGUGCGUAAUCCUGCUCUAUUCAGUUUAUUUGUCCAUCAGCAUUUAUGGAUGCUUCCAGAUACAGGAGGGUAUUGACCUUCGCAAUUUAGCUGCUGAUGAUUCAUAUGUGAAUAGGUAUUAUGAUGAUGAAAAAGCCUACUUUUAUGAGUAUGGGCCAAAUAUCAUGGUAAUCAUAAGAGGUGAAUUUGCAUACUGGGAGGAAAAGAAUAUGUUGGAUCUUGAAUCUUGUGUAGAGGACUUCAAAAACCUGUCCUUUAUUGAGAAAGAUAUCUUUACAUCCUGGCUGAAAUCGUAUAAAUAUUAUGGGUACCAUACAAAUCUGAAUUUGAGUGUUGAAAAUGUUUUCAAGACAAACCUAAGUUCGUUCCUGAGAUCCUACUCUGACUUCAAGCAAGACGUAAAUUUCACGAAUAAUUCCAUCCGUGCCUCACGCUUCUUCAUCCAGACUGUCAAUAUCACUACUGCCAUUGAUGAAAUGAACAUGUUAAACAAUCUGCGAGAUACUGCUAGGAGAUGCUCUGUCCCGCUACUGGUAUAUCACCCUGUCUUUAUAUACCAUGAUCAGUACGCUGUCAUAGUGAGUAACACCGUUCAGAAUAUCUCCGUCACCACAGCAGUCAUGUUAUUGAUCUCCCUCCUACUGAUUCCAAACCCGCUCUGUUGUCUGUGGGUGACGUUCUCCAUCGCUUCUGUCAUUGUGGGCGUCACUGGUUUCAUGGCAUUGUGGGAUGUUAAUUUAGACACCAUAUCCAUGAUCAUUCUUGUUGUCUGUAUUGGAUUCUCCGUGGACUUCUCCGCACACAUUUCCUAUGCCUUUGUUUCCAAUAAGAAGCCAACUGCAAACGAGAAAGCCGUGGAAGCGCUGUUCCAUUUGGGCUAUCCCAUACUUCAGGGUGCUUUGUCAACCAUACUGGGCGUGAUAGUGCUGUCUGCUUCCAAGAACUACAUCUUCAGAACCUUCUUCAAGAUCAUGUUCCUUGUCAUCUUUUUCGGACUGUUCCAUGGCAUAACUUUUAUCCCUGUCUUUUUGACAUUCUUUGACUUUUUCAGCAGCAACUCAGGCAAUGUCAGCCCUCAGGAGAAAAGGGCGCUGGAAAACCAAGCCAUGACCAACUGCCAACCCAAAAACAUCCAAGAGAAAGCCAUUGAUCACGACAAGCAAAUCUAUGACAAUCACACCUUCCUGCCAGACAAUCAGCAAUUAUUCCCAACACAGCCCUGUCCCUCAGUCUGGACACUGACUGUCAACACCCAUCCCACCCAAAGUGAUCCUGUUCCUUGA